Vidua macroura (Pin-tailed whydah) is the source of this 2486-nucleotide messenger RNA. Its product is annotated as cytochrome P450 1A4. The transcript has 7 exons. NCBI's taxonomy places the organism in Eukaryota, Metazoa, Chordata, Aves, Passeriformes, Viduidae. The coding region runs from base 55 to 1638 and encodes 527 amino acids. The record is from RefSeq and is a predicted model, not a curated record. Gene Ontology annotation, biological process: progesterone metabolic process; hormone biosynthetic process. Gene Ontology annotation, molecular function: oxidoreductase activity, acting on paired donors, with incorporation or reduction of molecular oxygen, reduced flavin or flavoprotein as one donor, and incorporation of one atom of oxygen; iron ion binding; steroid 17-alpha-monooxygenase activity.
CCCCUCCCGCCGCUCCGCACCGCUCCCGCCGAGGGCUGCCCGGUGGCGGCGGUGAUGCUGAAGGCUGCCAUGUGGCCGGCGGGGAGCCCCGGCGCGGUGUCGGCCAGCGAGGUGCUGCUGGUGGCCGCCACGUUCUGCCUGGUGUUCCUGGUGCUGCAGCGGCUGCGGCAGGCCGUGCCCGAGGGGCUGCGGAGGCCGCCGGGCCCGCGGGGCUAUCCCGUGCUGGGCAACGUGCUGGAGCUGCGCAAGGACACGCACCUGGCGCUGACGCGGCUGAGCCGGCGCUACGGGGACGUGAUGGAGGUGCGCAUCGGCACCCGGCCCGUGCUGGUGCUCAGCGGGCUGGACACCAUCCGGCAAGCCCUGGUCAAGCAAGGAGAGGACUUCAUGGGGCGCCCCGACCUCUACAGCUUCCACUACAUCUCCAACGGGCAGAGCCUGGCGUUCAGCCCCGACUCCGGGGAGGUGUGGAAGGCGCGCAGGAAGCUGGCCCAGAGCGCCCUGAAGAGCUUCUCCAUCGCCCCCAGCCCCACGCUGUCCUCCAGCUGCCUGCUGGAGGAGCACGUCUCCAAGGAGGCCGAGUACCUGGUCACCAAGUUCCUGCAGCUGAUGGAGGAGGAGAAGAGGUUCGACCUUAACCAGUACCUGGUGGUGUCGGUGGCCAACGUCAUCUGUGCCAUGUGCUUCGGCAAGCGCUACGAGCACGAGGACCGGGAGCUGCUCAGCCUGGUGAACCUGGGCAACGAAUUUGGGGAGGUGGCCGGGAGCGGCCACCCCGCCGACUUCAUCCCCGUGCUGCGCUACCUCCCCAGCCGCACCAUGGAGCUCUUCAAGGACAUCAACCGGCGCUUCAAUGCCUUCGUGCAGAAAAUUGUGCAGGAGCAUUACAGCAGCUUUGACAAGGAGCACAUCCGGGACAUCACGGACUCGCUGAUCGGGCACUGCCAGGAGAAGAGCGUCGGGGAGGACGCCCAUGUCCAGCUCUCCAAUGAGAAGAUCAUCCACAUCGUCAACGACCUCUUUGGGGCAGGCUUUGACACGGUGGCAACUGCCCUGUCCUGGAGCCUCAUGUACGUUGCCUUGUACCCCGACGUCCAGAGGAAGAUCCAGGAAGAGCUGGACCGGACCAUCGGGCGGGAGAGGCGGCCGCGGCUGUCGGACCGGGGCUCGCUGCCCUACACGGAAGCCUUUAUCCUGGAGAUGUUCAGGCAUUCCUCCUUCCUGCCCUUCACCAUCCCACACAGCACAACAAAAGCCACGGUGCUGAACGGCUUCUACAUCCCCAAGGACACCUGCGUGUUCAUCAACCAGUGGCAAGUGAACCACGAUGAGACCCUUUGGAAGGAGCCCUCAGCCUUCAAGCCCGAGCGGUUCCUGAGCCCGGCGGGGACGGAGCUGAGCCGGACGGAGAGCGAGAAGGUGCUGUCUUUCGGGCUGGGCAAGCGGCGCUGCAUCGGCGAGACCAUCGGCCGCUGGGAGAUCUUCCUCUUCCUCACCACGCUGCUGCAGCAGCUGCGGUUCAGCCUGCGGCCCGGGGAGCACGUGGACAUCACCCCCCAGUACGGGCUGACCAUGAAGUACAAGAAGUGCGAGGCCUUCCAGAUCCAGCAGCGUUUCCCCGUCGGGGGCUCGCUGUGAGCUGCCGCCGCAGGGCAUCGGACGCUCGGCCCCUCGCCGUGCUGCUCCUCUGGAGGGUGGUUCCUCUCCUGGGGGUGGCAGCUGGGCUUUGUGGGGCUCUUCCCAGCCCCUGGAGCCAGCUCCAUCAGCCCUUCCCACAUGGAUGUUCCUCAGAGGUCUCUUGGAGAGGCCCAGCCCGUGGUGGGGAGGGGGAUGCUGGAGGGUGGUGGGAUGUUCUCCACCCGCCACAGACAGCUCCCUCCAUCCAAAUACAAAUAAACCUGCAGGUUCCUCUCGGAGCAUCCUGCCCACGGGGUGAAAUCCUCAUUUCCAGCUCCUUGUGCCACUGGGAUUGGGGUCUUCACAAAGGUUCUGGAGCCUUCAGCAGCGCCCACCUCGAGGGGACCCAUCCUGGGUGCACCCACACACCCGAAUUCCUUGAAUGUGAACUCAUGGAGUGAAUUCCUGGGUGUUCCUACUGAUUAAAAAAAAAUCCACCAGCAGAGCUGCUCACAAAUUGAGAUUUUAGAUCAAUCCUACCAUGGAGCCUCCUGGAAAAUCUCAAAGGACUGGGGAAAAGGGACAGGGAACUGUAGGACACUCCUGGCUUCAGACUAACUCUGCAUUUGCUGCCUUUUUUAAUAUCAGAGGGUUUUUUUUUUUUCUUUAUCAAGCAAUAGAUUUUUGUAUCCAGUUAAGGAGCAAGGCUUUCAGGAUUGCAGGAGGUGCCUUUUGCUGUGCUCAGCUUUAACCAGCGGGAAGGUGAAGCCUCAUGGCAGAUGGAGCAGCAAUUCCUGCCUGUUUGUGCCUGUUUGGAAUGCAGCCGUGCGCUGGGAUGGAAACCACACCAUAUUUCUAACUCAAUAAAU